AUGCCUUCUUAUGAGAAGGCCAUGCCUCUAGGCGGCCCUCUACCAAAAUUUGGCGACUGGGAUGUCAACGACCCUGCCACAGCUGAAGGAUUUACUGUCAUAUUCAACAAGGCCAGAGAUGACAGAAGGUCUGGCGCUGGAACUCCAUUGAUUCUGGCAGCACCAGACAAAUAUGAUGCCCGUAGAAAGAAGGACAAAUAUAAGUACCCCAAAAAGAGCAAAUGGCUUUGCUGUGGUUAA
This is a messenger RNA of Prunus armeniaca (apricot), 240 nucleotides long. The record is from the annotation of a GenBank genome assembly. NCBI's taxonomy places the organism in Eukaryota, Viridiplantae, Streptophyta, Magnoliopsida, Rosales, Rosaceae.